Messenger RNA from Balearica regulorum gibbericeps (East African grey crowned-crane), 468 nucleotides. The record is from RefSeq and is a predicted model, not a curated record. Lineage: Eukaryota; Metazoa; Chordata; Aves; Gruiformes; Gruidae.
AUGGCCGAAGGGGAAAUCACGACCUUCACCGCCCUGACCGAAAAGUUCAACCUUCCCCUGGGGAACUACAAGAAACCCAAACUCCUGUACUGCAGCAAUGGGGGCCACUUCCUCCGGAUCCUCCCAGACGGCAAAGUGGAUGGGACCAGGGACCGAAGCGACCAGCACAUUCAACUCCAGCUAAGUGCGGAAAGUGUGGGAGAGGUGUAUAUAAAGAGCACGCAGUCUGGGCAGUACCUGGCGAUGGACACCAACGGGCUGCUCUACGGCUCGCAGUUACUGGGUGAGGAGUGCCUGUUCCUUGAAAGGCUCGAAGAAAACCAUUACAACACGUAUGUCUCCAAAAAGCACGCAGAUAAGAACUGGUUUGUUGGUCUGAAGAAGAACGGGAACAGCAAGCUGGGGCCGCGGACUCACUACGGCCAGAAGGCGAUCCUCUUCCUCCCGCUGCCUGUCUCGGCCGACUAA